UCAAAAAUCGUCACAUGGUGGAUCAGGAUCACUUUUCCCCGGUCAGCCCCACGACGCUUUCAAAACCAGACGGAAAUUAAAAAUUAGGUCAGAUUCUUCGUACACAUACACCCCAGGAACAUCUUUUUCAAGAGGAUACGUUGUGCCGAGGUCUGAGGUAGAGAAAUGUUUCCAGCCAUAACAAAGUCUGUGUGCCGUAGCGCUGGUCAUGACAUCCAGAGAACACGGCUGGUGCGACACUGUGUGCGCUUCUUCAACGGGUUCUCUCAGGACGAGAUGCCUGUCGAAGAGACGCCUGCACCCAGGAUUCUCAUCACAGGUGGUUUGGGACAGCUGGGCAGUGGACUUGCCAGCCUACUCAGGAAAAAAUAUGGCUCGGACAAUGUUAUCAUGUCAGACAUAGUGAACCCACCAAGACAUGUCAGAGAAACUGGGAGAUACAUCUAUGCAGACAUUCUGGACUUCAAGAACCUGCAAGAGAAGGUUGUGAACGAGGGCAUUGAUUGGUUGGUCCAUUUCAGCGCCCUGCUUAGCGCGGUGGGCGAGGCUAACGUACCCCUGGCAAUCAAGGUAAACAUAGAAGGUAUGCACAACAUCCUGGAGGUCAGCAGGCAGUACAAGUUGAGGGUCUUCAUCCCCAGCACCAUCGGCGCCUUCGGUCCGACCACCCCGCGGGACCCGACCCCUGACCUCACCAUCCAGAGGCCUCAGACAAUCUACGGUGUGGCAAAGGUCCAUGCUGAACUAAUGGGCGAGUACUAUCACCAUAAAUAUGGUCUGGACUUCCGCUGUCUGCGCUUCCCUGGCAUCAUUUCUGCAGAAACACCACCUGGCGGUGGAACAACAGACUACUCUACAGAAAUCUUCCAUGACGCGGUGACAACCCAGAGACACGAGUGUUUCCUGGAGCACAACACGCGUCUCCCCAUGAUGUACAUCGACGACUGCACGCGGGCGACGGCGGAGGUGAUGGCGCUGCCGGAACACAGACUGAAGCAGCGUGUGUACAAUAUCCAGGCCAUGAGCUUUACCCCUGCUGAGAUCUAUGAGGAGGUGAAGAAGCACGUGCCUGACAUGGAGAUCCAGUACAAACCGGACAGCAGACAGGCAAUAGCUGACACCUGGCCGCAGGUUUUGGAUGACACCAACGCGAGGCUGGACCUGGGCUGGAACCACGAGUACGACCUGCCCAAACUGGUCACAACAAUGCUGACCAAGAUCAGAGCACAGAAGGAGGGGAAACAUGGAACCUCUGCACAGAUCAAAGCUGCUGCUAUUUAACUGUUGGAACAAGUGAGGCUGCUUGUAACACAAACAAAACAUGUAACAACUACUGUCAU
Molecule: messenger RNA, 1340 nt
Organism: Branchiostoma belcheri (Belcher's lancelet)
Lineage: Eukaryota; Metazoa; Chordata; Leptocardii; Amphioxiformes; Branchiostomatidae
Product: L-threonine 3-dehydrogenase, mitochondrial-like
Exons: 9
Coding region: 166-1281 (371 amino acids)
Biological process (GO): L-threonine catabolic process
Molecular function (GO): L-threonine 3-dehydrogenase activity
Source: RefSeq, a predicted model, not a curated record